This is a messenger RNA of Poecile atricapillus (Black-capped chickadee), 5067 nucleotides long. RefSeq names its product protein tyrosine phosphatase receptor type T (gene PTPRT). Gene Ontology annotation, molecular function: protein tyrosine phosphatase activity; protein binding. NCBI's taxonomy places the organism in Eukaryota, Metazoa, Chordata, Aves, Passeriformes, Paridae. Gene Ontology annotation, biological process: protein dephosphorylation. Bases 136 to 4530 code for a protein of 1464 amino acids. The record is from RefSeq and is a predicted model, not a curated record. The transcript is spliced from 34 exons. Gene Ontology annotation, cellular component: membrane.
ACAACCUACAAAAGCUACACAAACUUUCCUGAAGGCAGAAGCCUCCUACACACACCCAGGAAACAUGUAGGACUUCUGCAGAGUUUGGAUGCAAAUUCCAUAGAUACUUUCCUGGGAAUUGAAUGGAAGAAUUCUAUGUGUACUCCAUCAAUUUGGUGCCUCCCACAAAGUGUAAAAGUGGCUGCUAGGGAGUCAGCUCGAAAAAAGAAAGGUGGUUGUUCAUUUGAUGAGCACUACAGUAAUUGUGGGUACAGCGUCGCCUUGGGAACCAAUGGAUUUACCUGGGAGCAGAUCAAUACCUGGGAAAAGCCAACAAUGGAUCCUGCUGUCCCAACUGGCUCCUUCAUGAUGGUGAACAGCUCUGGGCGAGCAUCAGGGCAGAAAGCUCACCUGCUGCUGCCCACGCUGAAGGAGAACGACACCCACUGCAUCGACUUCCACUAUUACCUGUCCAGCCGGGACCGCUCCAGCCCCGGCUCCCUCAACGUCUACGUCAAGGUCAACGGGGGCCCCCAGGGCAACCCCAUCUGGAACGUGUCAGGGGUGGUGACCGAGGGCUGGGUGAAGGCAGAGCUGGCCAUCAGCACCUUCUGGCCACAUUUUUAUCAGGUGAUAUUUGAAUCUGUCUCUUUGAAAGGACACCCUGGGUACAUAGCUGUGGACGAAGUCAGAGUUCUCGCCCACCCCUGCAGAAAAGCCCCGCAUUUCCUGCGGCUGCAGAACGUGGAGGUGAACGUGGGGCAGAACGCCACCUUCCAGUGCAUCGCCGGCGGGAAGUGGUCACAGCACGACAAGCUCUGGCUCCAGCAGUGGAAUGGGAGGGACACAGCCCUGAUGGUCACUCGAGUGGUCAACCACAGGCGUUUCUCAGCCACGGUCAGCGUGGCCGACACGUCCCAGCGCAGCAUCAGCAAGUACCGCUGUGUCAUCCGCUCCGACGGCGGCUCCGGCGUCUCCAACUACGCCGAGCUCAUCGUCAAAGAGCCUCCCACCCCGAUCGCCCCUCCGGAGCUGCUGGCCGUGGGAGCCACGUACCUGUGGAUCAAACCCAACGCCAACUCCAUCAUCGGGGACGGGCCCAUCAUCCUCAAGGAGGUGGAGUACAGGACCACCACGGGCAACUGGGCAGAGACUCACAUCGUGGACUCUCCCAACUACAAACUGUGGCACCUGGACCCCGACGUGGAGUACGAGAUCCGAGUGCUGCUGACGCGCCCUGGGGAGGGGGGCACGGGACCCCCCGGGCCCCCGCUCACCACCAGGACCAAGUGUGCAGACCCCGUGCACGGGCCGCAGAACGUGGAGGUGGUCGACAUCCGCUCGCGGCAGCUGACGCUGCAGUGGGAGCCCUUCGGCUACGCCGUGACGCGCUGCCACAGCUACAACCUCACCGUGCACUACCAGUACGUCUUCAACCAGCAGAAAUUCGAGGCAGAGGAGCUCAUCCAAACUUCCUCCCACUACACCCUGCGAGGGCUCCGGCCCUUCAUGACCAUCAGGCUGAGGUUGGCCCUCUCCAACCCCGAGGGCAAGAUGGAAAGCGAGGAGCUGGUGGUGCAGACCGAGGAGGAUGUUCCUGGACCCGUUCCCUUGGAAUCCAUCCAAGGAGGACCUUUUGAGGAGAAGAUCUACGUUCAGUGGAAGCCUCCAAAUGAGACAAAUGGCAUCAUUACACUCUAUGAGAUCACCUACAAGGCCGUGGGGUCCCUGGAUCCCAGUGCCGACCUGUCCAGCCAAAGAGGAAAAGUCUUCAAGCUGCGGAAUGAAACCCAUCACCUUUUUGUGGGAUUGUACCCUGGCACCACCUACUCAUUCACCAUCAAAGCCAGCACAGUCAAGGGCUUUGGGCCACCCAUCACCACCCGGAUUGCAACUAAGAUUUCAGCUCCAUCCAUGCCGGAGUACGACACGGACUCUCCCCUCAACGAGACUGACACCACCAUCACGGUCAUGCUGAAGCCUGCUCAGUCCCGGGGAGCACCUGUCAGUGUCUACCAGCUGGUUGUCAAGGAGGAGAAGCUGCAGAAAGCCCGGAGAGCUGCAGACAUCAUCGAGUGCUUCUCUGUGCCUGUGAGCUACAAGAACGCCUCCAGUCUGGACUCCCCACACUACUUUGCAGCCGAGCUGAAGCCCAUCAACCUCCCUGUCACACAGCCCUUCACCGUGGGCGACAACAAGACCUACAAUGGCUACUGGAAUGCUCCUCUUUCCCCCCUGAAAAGCUACAGCAUAUACUUCCAGGCUCUUAGCAAGGCCAAUGGAGAAACAAAAAUCAACUGUGUCCGGCUGGCAACAAAAGGAGCUUCCACCCAGAAUUCCAACGCAGUGGAACCCGAAAAGCAAGUUGACAGCACGGUGAAAAUGGCUGGAGUUAUAGCUGGUCUCCUGAUGUUUGUUAUUAUCCUCUUGGGAGCAAUGCUUACCAUCAAAAGAAGAAGAAAUGCAUAUUCCUACUCCUAUUACUUGCAUUCAAGCCAAUGUUUUAGGGGCCUCUCUGUCUUCUACAGGACCAGGAAGCUAGCCAAGAAGCAGAAGGAGACUCAGACCAGCACGCAGAGGGAGAUGGGUCCUGUGGCUACUUCUGACAAGACCUCCACCAAACUCAGUGCUGUUCACAAUGAAGAAGCUUUUUCUUCCAGCUGCCAAGAUGUUAAUGGAUUCAUUUCAUCAGACACCGUGCCAUCGACCACGCUCUUAGACAGCAGCCACGGCGAGCUGGCCCAGCCAACGCUGACCAUCCAGACGCACCCGUACCGCAGCUGCGAGCCCGUGGAGAUGUCCUACCCCCGGGGACAGUUCCAGCCCGCCAUCCGAGUGGCAGACCUGCUGCAGCACAUCACCCAGAUGAAGAGGGGACAGGGCUAUGGCUUCAAGGAGGAGUAUGAGGCACUCCCCGAGGGGCAGACGGCGUCCUGGGAUACGGCCAAGGAGGACGAGAACCGCAACAAGAACAGAUAUGGAAACAUAAUCUCCUAUGAUCAUUCAAGAGUGAGAUUGCAGCUGCUGGAUGGGGACCCUCACUCUGACUACAUCAACGCCAAUUACAUCGACGGGUACCAUCGGCCUCGCCAUUACAUUGCAACUCAAGGGCCGAUGCAAGAGACAGUGAAGGAUUUCUGGAGAAUGAUUUGGCAAGAAAACUCUGCGAGUGUUGUCAUGGUCACCAACCUGGUGGAAGUGGGCAGGGUGAAGUGUGUUCGAUACUGGCCAGAUGACACAGAAGUCUAUGGAGAUAUUAAAGUCACAUUAAUUGAGACAGAGCCAUUGGCAGAGUAUGUCAUACGUACCUUCACUGUCCAAAAGAAAGGCUACCAUGAGAUCCGAGAGAUUCGGCAGUUCCACUUCACCAGCUGGCCGGACCACGGCGUCCCCUGCUACGCCACGGGGCUGCUGGGCUUCGUCCGCCAGGUGAAGUUCCUCAACCCCCCCGAGGCAGGACCCAUCGUGGUGCACUGCAGUGCUGGGGCAGGGAGGACAGGGUGUUUUAUUGCCAUCGACAUCAUGCUGGACAUGGCAGAGAACGAGGGCGUGGUGGAUAUAUUCAACUGCGUGCGAGAGCUGCGCUCCCAGAGGGUCAAUUUGGUGCAGACAGAGGAGCAGUACGUGUUUGUCCAUGAUGCCAUUUUGGAGGCAUGUCUCUGUGGCAACACAGCCAUUCCAGUCUGUGAGUUCAGAUCCAUAUAUUACAACAUCAGCAGGCUGGAUCCACAGACCAAUUCCAGCCAGAUAAAAGAUGAGUUUCAGACCCUGAACAUCGUGACGCCGCGGGUGCGGCCGGAGGACUGCAGCAUCGGGCUGCUGCCCCGCAACCACGACAAGAACCGCUGCAUGGACGUGCUGCCGCUGGACCGCUGCCUGCCCUUCCUCAUCUCCGUGGAUGGGGAGUCCAGCAACUACAUCAAUGCUGCACUCAUGGAUAGCCACAAGCAACCUGCUGCCUUCAUUGUCACCCAGCACCCCUUGCCCAACACCAUCGCAGAUUUCUGGAGGCUGGUGUUUGAUUACAACUGCUCCUCCGUGGUGAUGCUCAACGAGAUGGAUGCAGCACAGCUCUGCAUGCAGUACUGGCCAGAGAAGACGUCCUGUUGUUACGGCCCAAUCCAAGUGGAGUUUGUUUCAGCAGACAUUGAUGAAGAUAUCAUCAACCGGAUAUUCCGGAUUUGCAACAUGGCCAGGCCGCAGGACGGGUACCGCAUCGUGCAGCACCUGCAGUACAUCGGCUGGCCGGCCUACAGGGACACCCCUCCCUCCAAACGCUCCCUGCUGAAGGUGGUCAGGAGGCUGGAGAAGUGGCAGGAGCAGUACGAUGGCAGAGACGGGCGCACUGUGGUCCACUGCCUGAAUGGUGGAGGACGCAGCGGCACCUUCUGUGCCAUCUGCAGCGUGUGUGAAAUGAUCCAACAGCAAAACAUCAUCGACGUGUUCCACAUAGUGAAAACACUACGGAAUAACAAAUCCAACAUGGUGGAGUCACUGGAACAGUAUAAAUUUGUAUACGAGGUUGCACUGGAAUACUUGAGUUCCUUUUAGCCCGGCAAAGGGAGGGGACCCCACGAUGUGCCAGACCCCAAACUCUGGCGGAUGCUUCUCCCCUGCCCCGCACUGGAAGGCAGUAACAAGAGUGGGAAGGAAAACUUCUCCUUCCUUCUCAGCAAGAGACUGAGGUUGCAGAGACCUCGCUGGAAGGAGGAGACGAUGCCUGUGUGUGCUGCUGCCUGCUUUCUAUCGGAACAUCUACUGCUUCUUAAAUAACUUACUGUAAAAAUUAGCAAAAUGGGAGACAGGCUGAAAGACUGGACUUUCUAAUCCCCUCUGACUUCUCUUUUGGAUUGUGUUUUUGUUCUGCUUGCUGCAGAGUGGGGAAGGAAUGAAACCCUUAGGAAAUUCUCUUUUAAAUGUCUCCUUUUUAAUUUAUAAUUUUGUUCUCAAAUCCCAGCCUUUUAAUUUUUUAAUUUCAUGCAGCAGUCAUUUGGGAAAAAUGAGAUAGCCAUAGGGGAUACAUGAAAUGUUUCAUUACAAUUUGUCUACCUUAUCUGUUUCCUUUUAUUUGUUUUUCCAAAUGAAAAG